Molecule: messenger RNA, 3556 nt
Organism: Papilio xuthus (Asian swallowtail)
Lineage: Eukaryota; Metazoa; Arthropoda; Insecta; Lepidoptera; Papilionidae
Product: b(0,+)-type amino acid transporter 1
Exons: 13
Coding region: 301-1956 (551 amino acids)
Biological process (GO): amino acid transmembrane transport
Cellular component (GO): membrane
Molecular function (GO): L-amino acid transmembrane transporter activity
Source: RefSeq, a predicted model, not a curated record
AUAAACGUGCCAAUUCCUUAAAAGUGAAAAUAACCGUAUAAAUUUUUUAUACUAAAAUAAUAUCGUGUAAAGUGCUGCCGUCAAACAUUUUAGGUGAUUCAAAGGUGAAUGUGUCAGUUUGCGACGUUGCGUUGUGUUGUGCGCCCGAUUCGUUGCAUUUGUAGAGAUCGCAUCGUAGCUCGGCCGCGGCGGGCUCGACUGCUGCGAAACUCGAUAUUUAUUUAGAGUGGGGCGAAUAGUUGGCUCGCUGGGCCCGGCGCCGGCGCCACAGCGGCGGCAGCGGGUGUCCGCGCGCGUGCAAUGCGCGACAGGCUCGCCGCGCUGCUGCGAGGCUCGCGUCGAUGCGGUGCGGACUCCGCCAACACGGACAAGCUACGUAAUGACACUUACGCGCCCGUCCUCGUCUUCUCCGAUCAAGGGAGCACACGCGAAGGCGGAGUGGUGUGGCGCGGCUGCUCCGGCGGCUGCGACGCCGAGGAUGGAGCGGCGGGCGCGCUUACCGACGGGAACCUCAACCCAGGAGACAAGUUGGAGGGGUCGGGCGCAGCUCCGGACGACCCUGUUCACCUCAAGAGACGGGUGGGACUCUUCAGUGGGGUGGCUCUAAUCGUCGGCACCAUGAUAGGCUCGGGAAUUUUCGUCGCGCCCUCUGGGCUCCUAGAAUACACGGACUCAGUGGGCAUUAGCUUUAUCAUAUGGAUGGCGUGCGGCCUGUUGUCGCUACUUGGUGCGCUCGCGUACGCGGAGCUGGGCACAAUGAACACGUCGUCGGGCGCGGAGUACGCCUACUUCAUGGACGCCUUCGGGGGACCACCUGCGUUCCUCUUCUCAUGGGUAUCGACUUUGGUGCUGAAGCCGUCACAGAUGGCUAUAAUCUGCCUGAGCUUCGCCAAGUACGCUGUGGAGCCGUUCGUAGCGGAGUGCGAGCCGCCGGGCGCGCUUGUCAAACUCGUCGCCGUUAUAUGCAUUGUAAUGAUUCUGGCAGUUAACUGCUACAGCGUGAACCUGGCCACUAAUGUGCAGAACAUCUUCACGGCGGCCAAACUAGUGGCCGUCCUCAUCAUUGUGUGUGGCGGCGCUUACAAACUUGGAUUAGGUAAUACGCGACAUUUACAGGAGCCCAACUUCGCCAGUAGCAAGGCGACUCUGGGCAACAUCGCCAUCGCUUUCUACAACGGCCUCUGGGCCUACGACGGAUGGAACAACCUCAACUAUGUCACCGAGGAAAUUAAAAACCCAUCCAAGAACCUGCCUCUGAGCAUAAUAAUCGGCAUCCCGCUGGUGACGUUGUGCUACGCGUUGAUGAACGUGUCGUACCUGGCCGUGAUGUCGGUGAGCGAGAUGACGAGCAGUGAGGCGGUGGCGGUGACCUUCGGCAACCGCGUGCUCGGCCCGCUCGCCUGGCUCAUGCCCCUCGCCGUCACCAUAUCCACCUUCGGUUCUGCAAAUGGAACGCUGUUCGUUGCCGGAAGGUUGUGUUUCGCGGCGUCGCGCGAGGGCCACUUGCUGGACAUUCUGUCCUACGUCCACGUGCGCCGCUUCACCCCCGCACCCGGACUUAUAUUCCACUCGCUGAUAGCGGUGGCGAUGGUUCUGUACGGGACGAUCGACUCGCUGAUCGAGUUCUUCUCGUUCACGGCGUGGAUCUUCUACGGCGGCGCCAUGCUCGCGCUCAUCGUGAUGCGCUACACCAAGCCGCACGCGCCUAGACCUUACAAGGUGCCAGUGAUAAUCCCAUACAUCGUGCUGCUGGUGUCUGUGUACCUGGUGGUGGGGCCGGUGAUCAACAAGCCGCAGUGGGAGUACCUCUACGCCACCGCCUUCAUCCUCACAGGCCUGCUCGUCUACGUGCCCUUCGUCAAGUGGUCCUACUCCCUGCCCUUCAUGGAUAAAAUAACGGUUUUCCUGCAAAUGGUGCUGGAAGUGGUGCCAACAUCAACAACAUUUGAAUAUUGAAAAGUCUCAGCUCGACUUUAAAUAGCAUUUUUUUUUUCGGAAUAAAUCGCUGUUAUUAUUUAUCUGCAUAGUAUAUGUUUGCUAUUUUAUUAUUAUCUAUGAAAUGCAGGUUUUGCGAAUUGUUACUUUUGAUUAGUUAAUAUAUAAAAAAAUUAUAGUUAGGCAUUUAAAAAAAUGAGUUUGAAAUUUUGUUAAACCUUGUCUUCGAUUAGUUAGUAAACAGAACUAAUCAAUUUAAAGUUAUAUAAAUUGCCAAAAUGUAAUUGGACGAUGUCUCAAGCGCGUUAUAUCUAAAUUGACUGAAAUAGUAAAUAUGUUCCUUUCAAAAAAUAUUCGAAAUUUGUUAAAUGAAAAAAAAAUAUUAUUAAAAUCGGGACAAUUGAAAUUCAUAGAAUUUAUUUAUCCAAUUAUUAUUCUAACUACUAAACACACUCCCGGAACGCAAAGUAAUAUUUUCAAGAUUUCAAAUUUACCUAUGUAUUGUUUUAUUCGUUUUAUGGGAAUUAGAAGAUAUUGUUUAGAUUGAAUCUUAACUAGCAAUAAAAUAUGUAAUAUCGAAUUUUAUUUUUAAAGUUUUGUAUUCUUUUUAUGUUCUCAAAUUAGGAUUUAAUAAGAAUUGUAAGCCGACUGGCAAUCUUUUUUUAGACAAGUAGUGUUUCAUAUGCCAUUUCAUUAGUUUGCACGAAUCAUUCCUGUUUGGUCAAGCUGUUUCGAGAUUUAGGCUUUUUUACUACAAUUACAGCAACCCCAGGGAAUAAUCUCGAAUGAGCUUGUACCAUUUAACGUCACUAUGAGUGAUUGUGCUAAAACUCAUAGUUAAUUAGUUCAUCUAUCCAUUCAUAGACAACCUUAGUUUUUAAUCUUUAACUGCGUGUCAUAUUUUGAUUCAGUUUGUUUUUAUCUACGAUAUUAAAAACUUAUAAAGGAUAAGUAACAGAUAUUUAUUGUCUUUUAAAUAAAACAAUGCUACUUCCAUCAUUUUCUUCACACAAAUUUGUUGAAAACGUUGAUUGGAAUCCAUCUUUACUUUAAUUGAAACUUGUUCAAGUCUACCGAUGCUUUGUUUUUUUUUUAACGAAGGACAAUCAAAAAUCUGUUUAAAUAUCCUAUUUUAAAGACUAAAGCGUGUUUUCUUUUUAUAAUUUAUAUUAAAUCUUGUUAGCGGCCGAAGUCUGCGAUCGGUAAAUAUUGGUCCUAUCAUUCCUUACCGGGGCAGAAGUAGGUUGCAAAAUUGUUUUUAUCAAAGAUAUUUUCAUAAGUGACAUUUUAUAAAAUUUAAUAUUAUCUAUGUAUGCGAUUGCGAUGCGAAGCAAGAAAUUAUCUAUUUUGGUCCCGAGCAUAAUAAAAUCUAUAACAUUUCAAGCCGGCGAGUUUAUUAAUGUGUAAGUAAUUUUGGGCACACAAGUACACACCCAACUAUGUGAUAUUUGUUUAAAAUAACGAAGGGUUUUAUUUUUAUCUACAUACGAAUUUCUUGCAAUACAAACAUCUACCUUCAAUACAUACUAUCCUAUGUACUUAUGGCUAUACUCUGGGAGAAAACAAAAUUAUUUAAUGUUAUAUACUACAUUGAUUAUUUGAAAUUUUAAAUAAAGACAAC